ACUCUAUUCUAACUGCAUGUAACUAAUUAACCAGUGCUAGCUAACGUUACUGGAUAACGAGCCCUCCCUUUGCCCUCUCUCCAUCUGCAAACAUUAGAAUCCCAUAAAAAAAAAACUUCAGGCUGUAUUUUAUUUUUUAAAACCCUGGAAAAGCGGUUACAACUGCGCAAUAAAGACGCAAUAACAUGGAUGGGGAUUUUAUUUUGAUAGUUCCAAAGGGAAGCGGGCAGUUUAGACUUCUUUUUUCCCCAUGCCCUGACAGUGGUGGGGAGCUGGAUGAGGGAAGAGACGGAGAAGGUGGAGUGCAGGGUACAGCCAGCACAUACAUAGCGGGGUUUAGGGCUCUGAUUCUUUUGGGCCAGGCGGCUGAGUUUAGCGGCGGUGUACCUCUUUACGAGGUAAACUGCUCUCUGGAACAGGACAGGUGUGCUAAAAGACCCGGAAUGAAAGCGGAAUAAAGGAGGUAGCGAAUAGCUUUUUGUUUGUUUGUUUGGAGGAAAAAAAGAGAGACAUUUGGGGACAUCGCAAACGAGCCACCAAGGAGGAAACAGGCUCCGGGCCAGACGACCGGUUAGUACGGACACUGAGAGGCAAAAGAGGAGGAGGAGGAGGAAUAAGGGGAGAAAGGCUGACAAGUGACACAGGAGAGGAGACCCAUUAUCACUAGGGCAUGGCAGAUGCAGAGCUGGAUUUCCAGACUGGUGAUGCUGGGGCAUCCGCCACCUACCCCAUGCAGUGUUCUGCCCUGCGCAAAAACGGCUUUGUUGUCCUGAAAGGCCGACCCUGCAAGAUUGUUGAGAUGUCCACCUCCAAGACUGGCAAGCACGGCCACGCCAAGGUGCACUUGGUUGGCAUCGACAUAUUCUCUGGUAAGAAGUAUGAAGAUAUUUGUCCCUCCACUCACAACAUGGACGUCCCCAACAUCAAGAGAAUGGAUUACCAGCUGAUCGGGAUCCAGGAUGGCUACCUGUCCCUGCUCCAGGACAGUGGAGAGGUGAGAGAGGACCUGAAGAUCCCAGAGGGAGACCUGGGAAAGGAGAUAGAGAGCAAGCAUGAAGCCGGAGAGGAGAUCCUGAUCACCGUUCUAAAUGCAAUGGAUGAAGAAGCUGCGAUUGGCAUCAAAGCCUUGGGGAAAUAAGCCCGUGCAGGGGUAAUCGAGAUGCACUGGACCUGGGGAAAGGAGGGGAUAUUGCCUCGUCAGUUAUUCUCCCUCUUUGUUUUUCAUACUCUCUCCCUCUCAGUUGUCUGUCCCUGCUUCAGGUUCAAUUACUUAAUAAAUCAUUGGAAAUGUCAAACAGUUAAAAAAAACAAAACAUACUCCAUGUACAUACACGUGUCCAGGCGUAGUGGUAGGUCUCACAAAAGAUGGAGGUGGUGUAUGAUUGAGUAGCUACUUACAAGCUGUUAAAGUCAUGACUAUUAUUAUUUGUCCCCAAUUUAUAAAGGGCUUCAACUCCACACCUGCAUUGUUCUGUUGAGGCUUGCUGAGCGUGUACCAUACAAGAGUAAAUACAUGCCUCGAUUUUGUAUUUCUGUAUGUCACCAUUUCAGGGCCCCUACAAGCCCCGCCCCCUCCUGCCGUCAUAUCAUCAUUAGUUUGGGUUUUUACCGACAUGGCACACCAAGGUUCAGCGUGUUUUUGUCUAAAAGUUUAAAGAGACGUGUCAAAGAGAGACAAGAAACCAAUCCUCUUCAAGGAGAAAUUCUUUUUUCUUUUUUAAAGUCUGCUGGCCAAAACGUUUCGCUUCACUGUUUGGAGUAUUAUUUGUCGUACUCUCAAACUGUGAGCAGUGAUUCGGAGGCGGACGAGUCGUGGCGGUUUGGUGUCCUUACUUUGUGUUCAUGCAGCCAGUCCAAACUGUGCAGAAUGUCUUCUUGGCCAAAACAAAUAAAGACGACACAAACUGC
This is a messenger RNA of Haplochromis burtoni (Burton's mouthbrooder), 1908 nucleotides long. Its product is annotated as eukaryotic translation initiation factor 5A-1. Lineage: Eukaryota; Metazoa; Chordata; Actinopteri; Cichliformes; Cichlidae. Gene Ontology annotation, molecular function: ribosome binding; translation elongation factor activity; RNA binding. The record is from RefSeq and is a predicted model, not a curated record. Bases 671 to 1138 code for a protein of 155 amino acids. The transcript is spliced from 6 exons. Gene Ontology annotation, biological process: positive regulation of translational termination; positive regulation of translational elongation.